Molecule: messenger RNA, 813 nt
Organism: Lachancea meyersii CBS 8951
Lineage: Eukaryota; Fungi; Ascomycota; Saccharomycetes; Saccharomycetales; Saccharomycetaceae
Source: the annotation of a GenBank genome assembly
AUGGGCUACGAAGACAAGAAUGACGGGACGAUGAGCGCCGACAAGAUAGGUUCGCUGCUGGAAAGAGGGCCGUUGUCAUCGCAUAAGGGAACUUUGAGUAGCCAGCAGUACAGGGAAAAAUUCCAGGACAUGUACACUCGGUUUUUCAACCAUAGUAGCAGUGACGAGGCUAGUAGUGAAGAUGAGACGACGGGGGAAAAGAGGACACAGCAGCAGUUACAGCAACAGCAGCAGCAGAAACAGUGGAAUGGGGCCAGCAGCGGUGGCAAUGGCGAGACUACGGAUCUGUCCCGACAGUUGCACGACCUGAUUUCAAGCAACUCGGAGCUGGGCUCCAGGUUGCUGUCGCUGCUCCUGGUGAGCAGUGGGAACGCCAAAGAUAUCAUCUGUGCCGUUAACAAGGGCGAUCUCGAGGGCCUCAAAAAACUGGACCUGCAAAAGUCACAGGCCUCAGGCCGUCCCUUAGCGACGGCGGGCGCUAGCAGCCCGUCCGACGGUCGCACUCAACGCAGAUACACCGAGGAAGAACUCAGUGAGUUCAGAAAGGUGGAGCUCGAAAAACGACGCAAGAACACCGAAGCUUCCGCCAGAUUCAGAGUGCGCAAGAAGCAGCAGCAGCGGGAAAAGGCAGAACGGCUCAAGCAACUCAACAGCCAGAUAUCGGAGCUGUAUUCGACGAUCGAAAACCUGCUUGACGAAAACCGCUUCUGGAAAGGCAAGCUCGAGGAAGUGAACGAGCGCAAGUCGCGCGAAAUGCUUGACAAAAUCAAAGGGCGCAGGCUAAAAGAGGAGGACGAUGCAGCAACUUUAUAA